UUAUCACUGGUGAGUUUCUCAUGAAAGAUGAUUAGAUGGUGGGCAUAAUCAGAGCUGUAUGAGAUUCUUUUCUUUCUAUAGGAAAACCCUGUGUUAGUAAGUGGUUGAAAUAGCUCAUGGGAGUGUCUGCCCCAUUCGAUAAUGGCAUUUAUGAUCUAGUGGAGUGAGUGAUUGUGGUGUUCAGUCUAAGGUAGUUUUUCUUUUUAAAAAGCGGAAUUCCCCCUUCUCUCAUCCAUCGUCUUUGUUAAAGUAUGGAAUUCUCACCCAGAGCUGCAGAACUCAUAACUCUAUUAGAAAGUAGAAUGACCAACUUUUACACGAAUUUGAAAGUGGAUGAGAUCGGUCGAGUGGUCUCAGUUGGAGAUGGGAUUGCAUGUGUUUAUGGAUUGAACGAGAUUCAAGCUGGAGAAAUGGUGGAAUUUGCCAGCGGUGUGAAAGGAAUAGCCUUGAAUCUUGAGAAUGAGAAUGUAGGUAUUAUUGUCUUUGAUAGUGAUACCGCUAUUAAAGAAGGAGAUCUUGUCAAGCGCACUAUUGUGGAUGUUCCUGCGGGAAAGGCCAUGUUAGGCCGUGUGGUCGACGCCUUGGGAGUACCUAUUGAUGGAAAAGGGGCUCUAAGCGAUCACGAACGAAGACGUGUCGAAGUGAAAGCCCCAGGGAUUAUUGAACGUAAAUCUGUGCAUGAACCCAUGCAAACAGGCUUAAAAGCAGUGGAUAGCCUGGUUCCUAUAGGCCGUGGUCAACGAGAACUUAUAAUUGGGGAUAGACAAACUGGAAAAACUGCAAUAGCUAUCGAUACUAUAUUAAACCAAAAGCAAAUGAACUCAAGGGGCAAAAAUGAGAGUGAGACAUUGUAUUGUGUCUAUGUUGCGAUUGGACAAAAACGCUCGACUGUGGCACAAUUAGUUCUAAUUCUUUCAGAAGCGAAUGCUUUGGAAUAUUCCAUUCUUGUAGCAGCCACUGCUUCGGAUCCUGCUCCUCUGCAAUUUCUGGCCCCAUUUUCAGGGUGUGCCAUGGGGGAAUAUUUCUGCGAUAACGGAAUGCACGCAUUAAUUAUAUAUGAUGAUCGAAGUAAACAGGCGGUGGCAUAUCGACAAAUGUCAUUAUUGUUACGCCGACCACCAGGUCGUGAGGCUUUCCCAGGGGAUGUUUUCAAUUUACAUUCACGCCUUUUAGAAAGAGCCGCUAAACGAUCGGACCAGACAGGUGCAGGUAGCUUGACUGCGUUACCCAUGAUUGAAACACAAGCUGGAGAUGUAUCGGCCUAUGUCCCCACCAAUGUGAUGUCCAUUACAGAUGGACAAAUCUGUUUGGAAAUAGAGCUCUUUUAUCGCGGAAUUAGACCUGCUAUUAACGUUGGCUUAUCCGUCAAUCGCGUCAGGUCUGCUGCUCAGUUGAAAGCUAUGAAACAAGUCUGCAGUAGUUCAAAAUUGGAAUUGGCACAAUGUCACGAAGUGGCCGCCUUCACUCAAUUUGGGUCAGACCUUGAUGCUGCGACUCAGGCAGUACUCAAUAGAGGUGCAAGGCUUACAGAAGUGCCCAAACAACCAUAAUAUGAACC
Messenger RNA from Oryza brachyantha (malo sina), 1558 nucleotides. RefSeq names its product ATP synthase subunit alpha, mitochondrial-like. The record is from RefSeq and is a predicted model, not a curated record. NCBI's taxonomy places the organism in Eukaryota, Viridiplantae, Streptophyta, Magnoliopsida, Poales, Poaceae. Gene Ontology annotation, biological process: proton transmembrane transport; proton motive force-driven ATP synthesis. Gene Ontology annotation, molecular function: ATP binding; proton-transporting ATP synthase activity, rotational mechanism; ADP binding.